AUGGAUCUAAAAAGCCGAUACGCAAUUGGCCAAGGAAGGCUCGAUCAAGUUGAACUAUUAUCUGAUGAUGAAAAUUCCGAUUAUUACUCUCAAGAAGAUCAUGAUGAGUUGAAUAAAAUUGAAAAAAGGAUCAAAGAUUUGUUUUGUAAAUAUGAGACAUGUGGAUUUCUAAAUACACGUCAAAUGACUGAUUCCUACGUGAACAUAUACCAUGAAAAUCUUAACUGGGAUGAAUAUGCAAAAUCAUCUUAUCUAACCCUUGGCGAAUUUAUUCAGGAAACCUGGAACGAAUCUUUUAAGGUUAACGUUUGUACAAAGGAUAAUGUAACUUGGAUUGGAUUAAACGUAUCAAAUAUUCCAAGGGAUGUUUAUGAUCCUUUUUUAAAGAUGAACGUUCCUCCUGUAUCACCAUAUCCGAUUAAAUAUGAUGAAAUUUAUUUUGAUGUUCAAGUAUGGAAGGCUAGAUAUGACCCCGAAGAAGAACGUGCUAAUCAGAUGAAAUUUCACCAAGCUGAAAAAGUAUUAUGGAAAAUUAGGCAUUUAAUGAAGAAUGGAACAGUUAUUCGGACUUGUUGCAUUGAGUUGCUGUACUUUUCUAUGUACAAAGAAACUAUUCCUCAAAUUGUGGGAUAUAAUCAAUUGACAGAUUUAUUAAAUGAUUCAAUUAUCUUGAAAAGAAAGGACGGGCGCAAUGUUAAGGACGCGUUUGUAACUAUGAAAACAAACGACCAAAAAUGUGGAUAUUUGUUAAAAAGGAGCAAGGGAACGCAAGAAAGUAAUGGAAUUAGUGAAUUACAGAGGGCAAUUUGCUCUCUUUUGAUAGGUGAAUAUUUUGGCGAUGUUUUGUAUUAA
Molecule: messenger RNA, 852 nt
Organism: Racocetra persica
Lineage: Eukaryota; Fungi; Glomeromycota; Glomeromycetes; Diversisporales; Gigasporaceae
Source: the annotation of a GenBank genome assembly